Penaeus vannamei (Pacific white shrimp) is the source of this 3046-nucleotide messenger RNA. The record is from RefSeq and is a predicted model, not a curated record. NCBI's taxonomy places the organism in Eukaryota, Metazoa, Arthropoda, Malacostraca, Decapoda, Penaeidae.
ACCGAACGUGUGCGUGGACCAGGAGGAGAUCGACGAGGGCCGGACCGACGUGGACGCGGGUCAAGCCUCCUCGUCCGGGUCGUCCUUCAUCUUCUCCUUCGGCCAGAUGGAGGUCACGUCAUGUCAAGAAACGGCCGAUAAAUACACCUGCACGACAAAAACUUCUCGACGUGGAAUCAACAAGACAGUGAAAGUGACCUACAGAUGUUGCCAUGGUUUCGCCAAGACGCCAAGUGGAUGUUCAAGAGUGCAACUGCAAGACCUCCCGGAGACGCUGCAGAACAUCGGGGCAACAGACUUCUUGUCGCUCACCAAGUCCGUCAACAUGGAGAAGAUUCUGCGAGAAAACAUCACGCUGUUUGUGCCCUCUAACGAGGCCAUGCAGGAGUUCACCGUCGAUCUGGAGGCCGAGAACGAGUUCGACAACGGCCUGGACGAGAACCGCACCUUCAACGAGGUUGUCUACCGCCGCCGCCGCUCCAUUGACACGCAGGAGCUGGUCCUCGCGCACGUGACCAAGGGCGUCCACUACAGCGGCGACCUGCAGGACGAGCAGGUCCUCAACAGCAUGGCCAAGGGAUCCACUCUCAGGGUGAACACCUACAGCACCCUCCCGCCCACGGCCACCAUCAACUGCGCCCGGAUCGUGGGAAUCAACCAGCACUCGGCCAACGGGGUCGUCCACACCAUCGACCGCGUCCUGCGACCCGUCACCAGGACCCUGGCUGAGCUGGUGGAGUCGAGGCCCGAGUUCUCCAUUCUGAGGCAGCUCCUGACCCGCGCCGACAUGAUGAAGACCCUGCAGGAGCCCGGGCAGCUGACCCUCUUCGCCCCAACCGACGACGCCUUCGGGAACGUCUCUCUGGAGGGCCUUCUGGAGGGCAGCGCCUGUCUCGAUGCUGUCAUCAAGAGCCACAUUCUGCCCAACGUGAUCUGCUCGGCCGCCGUUCAAGGAAAAGCUCGAACGGUGAACCUCCUCGACGGCUAUCUGAUGCUCGAGAAGACCGAAGACAACGAGAUCUUCGUCGGGGAUGCUGAGGUGCUGGAGAGGGACGUCGUGGGAACCAACGGCGUCCUGCACGUGGUCAGCGGCCCCCUGAUGCCCCAGGAAGCCAAGCCUCUGCUCGAAGUCCUCGAGGCCCACAACCUCACCCGCUUCAUGGACCUCCUGGAAGCAGCUGACAUGUUGGACGAACUCAAGGACCUCACGGAUGUCACUGUCUUCGCCCCGAGCAAUAGGGCCGUGGACGAGAUCCCCGAGGAAGUCUUGGAGAAUAUCAUUAACGAUCCGGACAGACUUCGCGAGAUUCUUCAGUACCACAUGGCGACUCCAACCCUCAAAGCCAGCGACAUUUCCAACAACCACAUCGCCACGACUCGAGCUGACCAUCCCCUCAGGAUCAAUCUCUAUUCAAGGUCCCCCCUUCUCUCGGGCCUCAUCAGCAUGGGGAGACGCCACCCGAGCGUGCGCAUGACCGCCGGGUGCAGCCACGUGUCAGCGCUGGACUCUCGCGCAUGCGGCGCCGUCGUCCAUGUGGUCGAGAAGAUGCUGGUCGUGCCGAAGGUCAACGUCAUGGAUCUUCUCGAAUCGAAUGAAGACUUUUCCAUCUUCACCAAGAUGUUGAAGGAUACUGGCCUCAAUGAGACCCUGGUAGAAGACGGACCUUUCACCGUCUUGGCUCCAUCGGAUCACGUCUUCAGAAUUCUCCCUGAAGAGGAACUGAACCAGCUGUUGGAAGAUCAAGAGCUUCAGCAGCAACUCGUCACGCAGCAUAUUAUGGAAGAGCACCUGUGCUGCACUGGCAUCAACCCCAACACCUGGCUCUUCAUGGACCACAAGAGGACGCUCAACGGCUCGCCCAUUCACGUCCGCCGCACCAACUCUGGCAGACUCAUGGCCGGCCCCGCACGCAUCACCCACUGCUCCUCACCCACACGCAACGGCCUGGUCCACACUGUCAGCCAUCUGCUGAUGAAUAUCCACCGUCACAGAAUGGAUGACGACGAGGACUGCGACAGGAGGCAAGUCUUCUCUUCUCCCGGUCUGGGACUCCUGUUUGGUUAAGAGGAAGGGCUAUUCUACCCCCCUUUUCUUCUUUUCUUUAGUCCCCCCCUCCCCCUGUGAGAUGUUUUCUCUCCAUUUUCCUUAAGACAUGUUAUGAACACGCCACGUCCCUCUUUGGUGAAGGACCUAUUGUGUAACCUCGUGACGUUCAUGUUAUGUUCUUGUUUGUAGGUUCUGCUCAUCUUGUUAUUUGGUAUAGUGAAAGGAUGUUUUUAAGCCGGAGGAGAGAGGAAGUUAAAGGCUGAAGUUUAUAAGAAUGUUAUACCUGUAGUUCUGAAGUUCUUGAAGAGUUGGGGUCUCAAGGAGAUUUCACCAAGAAUAUGAAACUUUUCUUCUGAAGAGAAUAUAACCCCAUAUGUCUGUUCCGCGAAGGAAAAUAAGUAUCAAUUCAUACUGUUGGCUAAAUAUUAUACUAAAUUUACGCCUUCCAGAGACAUACUUAUACCUUUUGUCAUUGGUAGAAUACUUUACGAUUUCUAAUCAUCUCAUCCAAACAAAAAACACAAGAAUAGUAUUUAUUUAGAAAUUUUCUGACCUUCAGUGUUUUUGUCUCAUACUAGAAACACACAAAAAACUUAGGGAUGAGUGUGAUUUUGAAUUCUAAGACAGUGACAAAAAAAAAAAAAAAAAAUGCAGGACCCCAAAAUAAAUAGAAAAUCAAAGGCCUAUGAUGAGUGUGAUUUUGAAUUUCUAAGACAGUGACAAAAAAUGCAGGACCCCAAAAUAAAUAGAAAAUUAAAGGCCCAAUGAGUUGUUAUGUUAAACAGACAACACUAAAACAGUUAAAGGAUAGUUAGAUUUAUGUUUAGUAGUAAAAACUGAUAUUAACCCUUAUUUAUUUUUUAACAUGUUUUUGUUUUGCAGUAAGCUGAAAAAUCAAAAUAUCUUUUUAAGAUAUAUGUAUAUUUAUCACAGGACUCUUUCCAAUAUGUACCACAUAUAAGACUGAUUGGUAUUAUAUAUAAUAAAAUAUGGAGGAAU